CAGGAUGGUGGUGAUCGGGUCCGGAUCUGCGACUGGCAGUUCACGGCUGGUAGUCAGCGCAUAGUCAGUCAGUCAUUCAGUCGGUCGGUUGUAGUCGGUUGGUGGUUGAAGUUGCUUUGCGUAUAUGCGAUGCCACAACAUGUUGCCGUACGUUACGGUUCGCACGAGUUUUAUCCGUGCCAUUUGACUUCGCGUUAACGCAUACAUUUCGCGAUUUUUCAUGCGCUCGUUCGUUGGUUCUGCGCAGUGGGGUAGAUCGACGAAAGUGCGAGUGCCCGUAAGGUCAGUGUGUGCACAAGGACCGAUCCUUUCUUCCGUCAGGAACCGGUGAUAAAGUGAGAGGCCCGCGCGACCUUGAGGAGGAUCUCGAAGAAGACCUCCGCGAAGAGGUUUCUCCGCCUGGAAUAGAACCGAAACGCAACCACGGAUGGUUAACGACGUAAUGAGCGAGUACGAACGAAUCAAGCGUUCGUGCUUGAAACGAGGUGAACUUUGGGAGGAUCCCGAAUUUCCAGCCACGCAAACGUCGGUCUUCUAUCACCAGACACCCCCGUUUCAAUUCCAAUGGAAAAGACCAAAGGAACUAUGCAAUCGCCCAAUAUUCGUGAGCGACACCCCAGCCCAAUUCGACGUGAUACCUGGGAAAAUGGGCGACAAGUGGCUGGUCUCGUGCCUGGGCGUUCUCCAUCUGAGCAAAGGACUCUUCUACAGAGUGGUACCAGCUGACCAAGGCUUCGGAAGCAGCGGAGAACCGCCAGGAUCGCCGACUGCCGAAUACGCCGGAGUGUUCAGGUUUCGAUUAUGGUGGUGCGGUGCAUGGGUCGAAGUUCUGGUCGACGACAGGCUCCCGGCAAUUCACGGACGGUUGGCUUUCGUGCAGAGCCGACACAGUGAUCAAUUCUGGCCGGCUCUUCUGGAGAAAGCGUACGCCAAGCUCCACGGAUCGUACGAGGCGCUCAAAUACGGCACCCUCUUGGACGGUUUGUCCGACCUCACCGGGGGAAUCACCGAGAGCAUCGCGAUUCGCCAGGAUCCCACGGCUUGCGGUAGAGCCCUCGCGAAACUCCUCGAUAUGACGUCCCUGAUCACGUGUACAGUAAACAACAAUCAACAACAGGUUCGAGCCAGUACAGAAAAGUUAGCCAACGGUAUUCAGAUGGGCAUCAACUACAGGCUCUACGCUAUCGAAAGGGUGGAGACGUUCAGUGGCGAGGCGGUCCAGUUAGUAAAAUUAAGAAAUCCUCUUGGUCCUGGUGGGGAGUACGUCGGUGCUUGGGCAAGAGGUGGCCUCGAAUGGGACGAAGUACCGCCGAUGGAAAGGGAACGUUUAGCGGUCAGAAACAUGGCCGAGGGCGAAUUCUGGAUAUCCUAUUCGGACUUCGUGAAAACGUUCACUCACCUGGAAGUCGUACAUCUUGAUGCCGAGACGUCGAGGGAUGAGCCAUCGUUGCAUAGCAAACAUACCUGGCAAAUGAAACUCUAUCAAGGCAGUUGGAGGAGAGGCGUUACCGCGGGUGGAUGUCGAAACAAUCAAGAAACCUUUCACAUUAAUCCGCAACUGCAUCUGAUCCUCAGUGAAAUGGAAGAAGUGAUCGUUUCGUUGAACCAGCACUCUAUCAUGGAGCCAAAAGUAAUAGGUUUCACGGCGUAUACCUUGCCGAAGAAUAACACGGAAUCGAUAAACAAACAGUUCUUUAAAAAGAACAAGUCCUUGGUGAACUCGCAAUACACGAACAGUCGACAAGUGAGCCACAGAUGCCAGUUAGAGCAGGGUGGUUACGUAUUAGUACCCACUACCUUCGAACCGACUCAGGAAACCAGUUUCACGUUGCGAGUCUAUAGCAGUAAGCCUUUAAAACUCAAACUACUCGAUACACCGCCGUCCUUAAUGAAAUCGGCCAUCGUCAAAGCACCGCCCCUCGAAGGCAAAGGUUUCUCGCAGUAUGAAGCUGUAUUCUUGCAGCUUGCCGAUGAACACAGAACCGUGAAUGCUUUUGAAUUGCAGGAGCUUCUAGAGGCCUGUUUACCGAACGACUACAUUAAGAGCUGCGCCUGCAUGGAAGUAUGUCGACAAGUAGUUCUUACGAUGGAUAGCUCCGGAAGCGGUCGAUUGAAAUUUAACGACUUCAAAGAUCUCAUGUGCAGCUUGAAAUAUUGGCAAGCCGCGUUUAAGAAUCACACGAAGGAGAAGACUGGUAUCCUUAAAGCUGAACGAUUACGGGACGCACUGCUGGAAGUUGGAUUUCAGUUGAACACGGACGUGCUUUCAAUUUUAAUUCUUCGAUACAUGAGGAAAGAUGGGACACUCAGAUUCGGCGAUUUUGUCUCGUCGAUAUUACACCUAAGCGAUGCAUUCGGCAUAUUCGAGAGUAAAGAUCCUUUACAAAAUGGAACAAUAAAAUUAAGCCUAGCAGAGUGGCUAAGAUCAUCCUUGAUGUGUUGAAUCCAUUGUUCGUCGUAAUAUGUGUACCUUGAAACAAACAUCUGUAAAUAAUGUGUUUUGUAUCGUAUCUAGGCUUAAGUUUUAGCCAUAUUAACGGUUAACAAUCAAACCCAUCUUUCUUGCUGUUUGUAAAAUAAUAUCAUUAUUACCUCCAUUAGUGAUCAUCAUUCCUUCAUCUGAUUAAACAUUAUAAAUGAUUAUGUAUAAUAUGUUGUUUGUAUAAGAAAUUCGUACUGGAUAAUAAAGUUAAGUUUAUUUUGUACAGUCCCUUUAUCCAAAAG
This is a messenger RNA of Colletes gigas, 2724 nucleotides long. RefSeq names its product calpain-C (gene CalpC). Bases 428 to 2443 code for a protein of 671 amino acids. The transcript is spliced from 16 exons. The record is from RefSeq and is a predicted model, not a curated record. Gene Ontology annotation, molecular function: calcium-dependent cysteine-type endopeptidase activity. Gene Ontology annotation, biological process: proteolysis. NCBI's taxonomy places the organism in Eukaryota, Metazoa, Arthropoda, Insecta, Hymenoptera, Colletidae. Gene Ontology annotation, cellular component: cytoplasm.